AUGGGAGCGUAUUUAAGUAAACCGGUGACCGAAAAAAUAUCGGAAUGUGGUGAAAAUGAAAGAGUUCGUUAUGGAGCGACAAGUAUGCAAGGGUGGCGCAUUAAUCAAGAGGAUGCACAUAAUUGCAUUGUAAAUUAUGACGACGAUUGCUCUUUCUUUGCCGUAUACGAUGGUCAUGGAGGUUGUGAGGUGGCCAGAUAUGCUGCGAAUCAUUUACCAUAUAUGUUAAAGUCGAGUAACUGCUGGUAUUCUCAGAAUUAUACGAAGGCUAUACAAGAUACUUUUCUGCAGUUGGAUGAAUUGUUAAGAUCCGAUGCAGUUUUAAGAGAGCUGAAGAAAUUAAGAGGUUCUGUAGAACGUAAAUGUCCUGAUUCAAGCGACGAUGAUGAUGAUAAGCAAGCAUUAUACGAAGAAGCUGGGAUGCCCAUUGAAGCAAUUCUUAAAAGAUACGGAAUUCUCUUUCAACCUGGUCAUAAUGGGAAAGAAGCGGUUAUCAAUUUCGGAGAAUUACGAGAGCAAAUUGAGCAAGACAAUGAAGAGAUGCCUGAGAUAUCGGACGAAGAUGAAAAUGAAGUUGAAGAAAAUGGAUCAAGUGAAGGAGAGAAAGAAAUAAUUGAAGAAGGUCUCAAUGGUGAUCUGAUGGUUCUAGAAGAAGCAGAAGAUCAUGAAAAAGAACUUCUAAAACAGGCAGACGAAAGAACAGUGGAAGAAAAGCGCAAAAAACGAUAUUCAGAGUCCCCUCGCAGUGCAAUAAUAGCAAAGCGCAUUAAAUCAAUUGAUGAUAUGGUAUCAACAGAUAGCUGUGAUGAUUUAUCCUCAAAGACUAUAUUGAAUGAUUCUGAACUAAUAACAAAAAAUGAAAAAACUGAAUAUGCUAUAAUGAAUGAAGUAGCAGCCAGCGAUUCAGAAGUUCCAGGUCCUGCGGAAUUGUCUCCCACUACAGUUUCUGGCGAUUAUGUUGUUGAACAUGAAUCUCACACAGAAAAACUGCAACUUUCUGGAACUUUUGAUGGGCAAACAACAUUUUCUUCCGAUUCUGAGCAGUCAGUUGAUGAAGAUUAUAACGAUGCUGAAUCCCCAAGAGAAAGUGAAGAGGAGGAAGAAGACAGCGAUGGACUCGUAGAGAAAGAAGAUGAAUCAGAGCUUUCAAAAUUCAGUGAUACUCCAGGAGAAGAUUCUGGUUCAACAGCGUGUAUUGUCAUAUUAUUCAAGGCACUGUUUUUGCAAGUUUGUACAAAGUGGUAG
This is a messenger RNA of Thelazia callipaeda (thelaziosis nematode), 1245 nucleotides long. The record is from the annotation of a GenBank genome assembly. NCBI's taxonomy places the organism in Eukaryota, Metazoa, Nematoda, Chromadorea, Rhabditida, Thelaziidae.